AUGACUUUGAUGGGCCCUACGCCCCAAACGACGACGUGGACGUCCUACCUCGAACAUCUUCGGGACUUCAAGACCAUCCGAAACGCUGGUAUCAGUUUUCAGUGUGACGACCUUCAACCGUAUUCUAAGUACUAUCAUUGGUACUACGUGGAUCUUCAACGUCUGCCGGACGACGCAACGAAUGGACUCAUCUACGACUGGUUUGCCAACAAGGGACAGACCCCGGUGUACAUCACGCCGGCUCAUGUUGUAGGCGGUCUCCGCUCGCGCAGUCGACGAGUCUACUUUAACCAAAAGCUGCCCCUGACAUCCGUCAUGCUGGACAAACGCACCCCGCUCCGCCAGAUCCAGAUCACGGGUCAAGGUUACUCGGUGGUGCAUCAUCAAAACCGCGCUUACAAUAGCGUCAUUCCACCUUUCAUCAAGGAACUUCGCGAAAAAGGACGACAGGCUCGCCAGCCCAAGCCUGUACCGCCAGCCUCAGAUGCGGACGACACAGGCACCGCAUAG
Phytophthora infestans T30-4 is the source of this 510-nucleotide messenger RNA. RefSeq lists its product as uncharacterized. The record is from RefSeq and is a predicted model, not a curated record. NCBI's taxonomy places the organism in Eukaryota, Oomycota, Peronosporomycetes, Peronosporales, Peronosporaceae. The transcript has 3 exons. Bases 1 to 510 code for a protein of 169 amino acids.